AUGAACAAGCAAAAGUCCACCGAACCUAUCCGAUUGAAGCCAAUCCUAUUGCCAUCGCCGCCACGCUUGCCCACCAAUCAAACUACACCCAGCAGCCAACUUAUGAAAUCCUCCUCGCCACGAUACUGCCCAUACAUGAAGCCUGGCACAUCAUCACCUGUCUCCUUGCCGUCAAUCAAUACCGUACUACCGCCUUCGUCACCGUAUUCCACUCCCGUCUCGCCGUCAACUGGCGGGUACUGUACCUUCAGUCCAGAGUCCGGUACCGUUACACCGCUCUCGCAGCCACUUUUUAUACAAACUGAUGACUCAUACUGGUACGGUACACAGUUCUCAUAUGAUGUGUGUAAAUUCGGUUCACCACCGGUAAUCUCGAUACCGUAUCCUUAUUCGCAUUUAUCAAAUGGUCAAACGUUUUCUUCUUCGUGUUACUAA
Molecule: messenger RNA, 435 nt
Organism: Cooperia oncophora
Lineage: Eukaryota; Metazoa; Nematoda; Chromadorea; Rhabditida; Trichostrongylidae
Source: the annotation of a GenBank genome assembly